GAUGUGUGUGGAGCUCGGAGACAUAAGCUUUUUUGACCAUUGCAGAGAAGGGAUUGCUGUGAUCUCUUCUCAAACUGACUUACUGAGACAACGAGGAGCGGAUUCUUCAGGAGCAAGUCAGUCAACCUUCCAGAACCUCAAUCCUGCAAGAUCCAGUAUGAUCUACAAGGCUUAAACUCAUAAUGAGGUGUUUCUUAUGGCUGUUCUUCCUUUCAGGUUCCCUAAGUGAUCCAUUAUCUGUGACACCACAAAGCCUAAGUGUUUGGGUGGGAUCUUGUGUGACUAUUUCAUGCAGCAUCAAAAAGGGUUAUGAAAGUCGAUCUAUCAACCAGGUGUCCUUUGUUUGGUAUUUUAACCCUUCAUUUGACGAUACCCUAAAAAAGUUCAGUGGACAGCUCUUAUAUAACAGCAACCAGACAGCAACUGAAGUCCAUUCUGAGUUUAGUAAUCGAGUGAAAUUUGUGGGUGAUUUAGAAAGAAAAAACUGCAGUUUGAAAAUUUCCCAGCUCCGCGAAAAUGAUACAGGCAUUUAUGGGAUCAGACUUUAUUGGAUAGCUGGAGAAUUGCCUGAGCAACAGAAAUGGAUGUCUAAAGUUAAUAUUACAGUUCAUGGAACCCCUUCAGAACUGAUACAAACGGUGUCCCCAGAAAUGAAGGAAGACAGACACUAUACAGUGGCAUGUUCAGUACCUUAUCAUUGCUUUGAUGAGCCCAUAAAAUUGUCCAUCCAAGGAUUAGAAGAUCGUCUUGUGUGGUCCCAAAAAAUGCCCUCUGAAACCCAAAUAGUAAAGACUGAACAGAGUUUCUCGACCACUUGGAAGGACCAUGGGAAACAAUUGACAUGCUUGCUAAAAACCCAUGAUGGGAGAGAAAUACCAAAACCGUUUGCAAAUCUGAUGGUGAAAUAUCGUCCCAAAGAGGUUAAAGUGAAUGCUGAACCUGGAGCCACAGUCAGAGAGGGAAACAAACUCACUCUGGAAUGCAUCGUUAGCAGCAGUAAUCCGCCUGUGUCAUCUUAUCUGUGGUUUAAGAAUGACAAAGUUUGGAAAAAUGGGCAAUCAGACUCCAGAAGCGAGUUUGGUAGUUUAAAAGAAACAGAUUCUGGCAGUUACAAAUGUAAAGCUAUUAAUGAGAUUGGAAGUUCCGACUCUAGAAGUCUGACGAUCAACGUCCAGUAUCUGCCAAAAAUCAACAUUAGGAUGCCACCACCACCCAUCCGAGAAAAGGACAACGUGGCUUUGAGAUGUUUAGCCACCGGCAACCCUCCCAUCACUGCUUAUGAAUGGUACAAAAGCAGCACAUCUGAUAUGAUCAAGACUGGAUCGGAACUGCAAUUUGAGGCAAUUCAACCCAAGAAUUCUGAUACAUAUCGUUGUGUGGCCCGCAACGAGAUUGGCCAUUCAAAUGCCUCUGUCACACUGAAUGUUCAUUAUUGCCCCAAGGAUGUCCAACUUUUUCAUUUAAAUCAUUUGCCCAUCAAGGAAGGAGACAAAAUCAUUUUGAACUGCUCUGUGGGCAGUAGUUACCCCAGCAACAACGAUUACAAAUUUUUUGGGUCAAGCAGUGACAUGCGCAGGACUCAGAACUCGGCACUGGUGUUCUUGGCGUUACCUGCACUGCACACUUCUUACAGAUGUGAAGCAUGUAACAGUGUUGGCUGCACUUCCUCCCCAAACAUCACUUUAGAUGUCCUCUAUGGCCCCAAAGAUGUCAAGCUCAUUCGAGAACCUUCAGGGUUGGUCCUCGAAGGCAAUUCUGUUCACCUGACUUGUAGUGUGGGAAUGGCCAACCCCAAGGAACUCAGCUACACCUGGUAUAAAGAUGGGCAACUCCUGCCACUGAACUCUACAGAAAAGGUUCUAUUCAUCCAGAAUGCCCAGCCAAUAGAUUCUGGCAUCUACCGUUGUGUAUCAAAAAACAUCAUAACAAAUGCAGAGUCUCCAACUAUUAGGCUGGAAGUGAAUUAUGGGCCUCGUAACGUUCAUCUAACUCUAGAUAAGAAAGCUGUUACUGAAGGCAUGGAUGUCUAUUUGAGAUGUGAUAACGAUGCUUACCCAUCAGUGACUACUUACAAGUGGUACUCGAAAGGAGAAGAAAUCUUUAUGGAGAAUUCCAAAAUCUUAGUACUCAGGAAAAUUAAGGUGGAGCAGUCAGGAGAAUAUCUGUGCGAAGCAUUCAAUUCCAUCUCUAAUAAGGAAUCGCAGCUCAUCACCAUCGGUGUAUCCUACAGCAGAGCUACAGUGAUGAAACAAAGUUUGAUUAGCCUUGGCCUGGUUCUUGCCGUUAUUAUCUCAUUGGGGUUGCUGCUUUAUGGCUGGAAGAAAUGGAAGAAAACCACACGUUCAGACAUUGGCAGUGCACAGGGGACAGGCUCAUUUUUUGUGAGGAAGGCCAAGCGAGAAGUACCACCUAAUAACAACUCCAGACCAAAUGGAGGUAGAGGAGGCAGCCCCCUAGACUGCCAGAAUGAGGAGCAAGACGGCACCAUUUCAUACGCAAGACUCCAGUUCGCCCACAGUGGGUUACAGGACCGUACAAUUUAUUCCAGUGUCAUGCAGCCAAACCUGGGACUAGAUUCCUCAGAGAACAGCGUGAUCUACAGUGUAGUAAAGAAACCUGCAUUCCACCCCAAGAAUGACACCAAGAUGGAUUAUGAGAAUGUGGCGAAGAAAGAAGAAGAGGAACUGCACUAUUCUUCCUUGGUGAAUCUAGCGCCACGUUCCCGUCCCAUCAACGUUUACUUUGAAACAGAUUCUGAAUCAGAAGACAGCAUCCAGUAUGCUGCUCUAAAGCACUGAUCUACUCAAGUUUCCAGAGAUCAGGAGUCUCCCGCUAGGGAGUAGAAAGGGAUUAGAAUUGGGUGUGUCUUUAAAAAAAAGGGCUUUCUUUUUAACAGCCAAGAAUCUCAGAGUUCUGCGCGGUAAAAGGAGAAAGAUGAAAUAGGAUAAAGGGCUAAUAAAGCCAGUAUUUAUGUUUAUAUGGUGUGUGUCCAAGUCAACAGCAGGAAGUAUAUCGUAGAAUGGUCAGCUUUCAACAUACGAACCUAAUUCACUGGUCUUUUUCAUGAUUGCUAAAGCUUGCUCUUCUCUUUCUGAUAUUCAAUCCAUCCACCCCUUAGAGACUAUUAUAGAGCAGCUCAAACUUGUUCAGAUGGAUGCUUUUUUCAGGGGUGGGUUUCAAAAAUUUUAGCAAGGGGUUCUCUGCCCGGUUGCAGGGUGGGCGUGGCCUAGUCGGGCUCUUGCACCAUGGUGGUGGUGGGAGCGUUUUUGCCCUCACUGGGCUCCGCAGGCUUUUCUUGCGCCUCCAGGAGGGUGAAAACAGCCUCUCCAGCCUCCAGAGGCUCUCUGGAGGGUGGAAACGGGCCCAUUUUUGGCCUUCCCGAACUACUGGUAGGCCUGUUUUUCACCCUCCCUGAGCCUCCGUGUGCGCCCUGCACUUACUUGCAUCCAAAACGGGCUGCGUGGGGACU
This is a messenger RNA of Ahaetulla prasina, 3469 nucleotides long. RefSeq names its product B-cell receptor CD22-like. The transcript has 14 exons. The record is from RefSeq and is a predicted model, not a curated record. Lineage: Eukaryota; Metazoa; Chordata; Lepidosauria; Squamata; Colubridae. The coding region runs from base 183 to 2798 and encodes 871 amino acids.